AUGACUACGACGACUACUGCUGCUACUACCCCUCCUGCAGCCCGAGUCUCUGUCUCCUCCUGCAGCUGCGAGGACUACAUCUCCAUUGGCCAUCCCUGCGGAAGCAGCGCAAACAGCAACAGUGAAGAAAUGAUGAUGAAACCCAUUUUGGCGGAACGGUACAAAACGAAAUUCUGCCGUCAUUUCAUCGAAACUGGUGUUUGCCCGUAUGAAUCCCGGUGUAUGUUUGCACAUGGGGAGAUGGAAUUACGAACGGCGGAGAUGAAUAUGAGGGAUGGAUUAUUUACAGAAGAGGCCAUUCGGGCAUUCCGUCAACAACAAUGGCGACGAACCGCAGGACUGCGGCAUUCACACUCUCAUUAUAAUUAUCAUCGCAGUAGUAAUAAUAAUAAUAAUAAUAAUAAUAGUUAUUAUUAUAAUGAUAAUGAUAUCAUCAGUGCCUAUAUGAAUGGAUAUGAUUAUAAUACCCCUAUGCCUCUUCCUCUUUCCAGCAGUGAUAGAGAUGCCUAUGGGUAUUAUUCCUAUCCACAGAUGCAGGCGUAUGAAGGAUCCUCCUCAUCCUCUUAUUAUAAUAAUAAUGAUUAUAAUUAUUAUAAUUAUUAUUAUUAUUAUUAUUAUUAUUAUUCAGAUCCUUCCAUGUAUAAAGAAGGAGAAGAAGUGCCGUAUGUGUAUACACACAAUCCAUACGCGUAUGAUCUUUUAUCGCCAGAGAGCCGUCUGUACAGUAAAUCACCCGCAAUGCCUUUACUACCAGCACCUCAACAAGAACAAGAAGAAGAAAAAGAA
Molecule: messenger RNA, 786 nt
Organism: Trypanosoma theileri
Lineage: Eukaryota; Euglenozoa; Kinetoplastea; Trypanosomatida; Trypanosomatidae
Product: Zinc finger protein CTH1
Exons: 1
Molecular function (GO): metal ion binding
Source: RefSeq, a predicted model, not a curated record